AUGUUAGACUUGAACGAGCUCAUUCAAGGAGAUCCUGAUGAUCCUGCCACUCAACUUGAGGCAGGUGAUGAUGAUCACUACGAUUCAUCCUCCGAAGAGCAUGAUAGUCCGCCUUCCACCCAUAUGGAAAUCACCGAUCCCAACAACAUGUUUGCCGCUUUACCCGCCCACGAUGUCACCAUGACCGAUCAAUCCUCUUCCUCUUAUCCUAACACAAAUAUCGAGCAAAUUUGCUCUGAUCUUCAAUCCAAAUUGAAGCUCAAUCCUGAGCAUCUGGAGAUUGCUCUUCUCGAAAGCAAGGCUACUCCCGAAGCGAGACACGCGAGCUUGGUCUUUACAAAUGGUGCGUAUCACCAAAUCAACUAUCAAGACAGCGGUUCACAAAAAGCGGGCUUUGCGUAUGGCAGCACUUUCAGAGACUUCGUGAGAGCUAGCGCUCGAAUGUUCUUACUCAAGCCAACCCUUGAGGCGUACUCCAACAAUCCACACCAAAACGGCGAAAUACCGAAAACCUUAUUCUACCUGACACUUGAUGCUGUUGAAAAACAGCCUGAUGCAUGGAAGACUGAUCACCUUCCAACCAGCGGACUUCGGGCCAAUCCGGAUGUCCUUAACCACUAUCGCGAGGUCAUCGGCGACCUUUUAAAAUACCAACGCAGUAAUUUGCGUACACUGUUGUGUUAUUUCUUUCUCCUAGCAGACAUCCUUGUGACCAAGAAGAAACCGGUGGUUGGGGUAAUUCCUAAUCGUGGGGAGUUGUUGGCUUCGAUUUAUGAAGAGCUCCCACCUAAAUCGUCAAAGCUCAACAAGUCCGAAAUUAAGCAUCAAGUCCGUUCAAACUUUGCCAUGCGAGCUCGAAUGUGCUAUGCCCGUCUGGUCAUGGUGCAUUACUAUGUACACAGGUCUAAGAAAGAAUCUCAGUGGGUCGAAAUCGACGAGCGAUUGGGUAUUCUCCGAGGAUCAUCUUUUGAUUUCCAAAAGAAACAUGCAGACGUUGUCUUGGAAAAAGACGCGGCACUCUUCUCACACAAGAAGAAGUUCUGUGAUCUUUCACACACAGACCUCACCGUUCCUACCCUUGAAGAUGUCCGAAAUGCGAUUGCUACUGCUCACUCUCCAGGUUUGAAUGAAUAG
Molecule: messenger RNA, 1134 nt
Organism: Puccinia graminis f. sp. tritici CRL 75-36-700-3
Lineage: Eukaryota; Fungi; Basidiomycota; Pucciniomycetes; Pucciniales; Pucciniaceae
Exons: 7
Coding region: 1-1134 (377 amino acids)
Source: RefSeq, a predicted model, not a curated record